This is a messenger RNA of Actinia tenebrosa (Australian red waratah sea anemone), 2617 nucleotides long. Its product is annotated as glycerol kinase 3. Gene Ontology annotation, biological process: triglyceride metabolic process; phosphorylation; glycerol-3-phosphate biosynthetic process. Gene Ontology annotation, cellular component: mitochondrion. Lineage: Eukaryota; Metazoa; Cnidaria; Anthozoa; Actiniaria; Actiniidae. Gene Ontology annotation, molecular function: glycerol kinase activity. The record is from RefSeq and is a predicted model, not a curated record.
GUCCUUAAAACAUGCCAAUCAAAAAUCCGCGCUGUAAACCAUUGGUUGUGUAUUUUUACUAUGUUUACACUCAACUGGUUUUCCACAGGCUUCAAAAACCAGAGAAAAACGUUUGACUCAUAAAGAAAUUUGCUUCCAAAACUACUCUCUGAAAAGUUUAUGAGAUUAAUAAUUAAGAGUCUAUUAAGCUAUGCUCAAUGUAUAAACCACCUCCCGUUGUUCAGCGGUGUAUUUACACUUCGAAGGCUGAAUUUCAAGGGUUAUUCUUUCUUCACCUCCCAAACAAACAUGGCGGCCUCCAGCUACAAAGACUUCGGUCCUCUUGUAGGUGCUAUAGAUCAAGGUACCUCAAGCAGUAGGUUUUUGUUGUUUGCUAGUAAAACUGCAGAAUUACUUGCAUUCCAUCAAGCUGAGUUUGAAAGUAUAUACCCCAAGGAAGGAUGGGUGGAGCAAGACCCUAAAGUUCUUUUGUCUUCUGUCUACAAAUGUAUGGAGCAAACACUUCAGAGCUGCAAAGACCUCAAUAUCAACCCAGCUGAUAUCAAAGCUCUUGGUAUAACAAAUCAAAGAGAGACUACGGUAGUAUGGGACAAAAUCACUGGAGAACCACUACACAAUGCUAUAGUCUGGUUGGAUACAAGAACGAAGUCUACAGUGGAGAAAUUUGUAGCUUCAAACCCAAAAAGCACCUUAGACAGUGUUAGGUCUCUCUGUGGUCUUCCAAUCAACACAUAUUUUAGUGCCGUUAAACUCAGAUGGUUAAUAGACAACUCUGAAGCAGUACAAAAAGCAGUGAAGGAAGAGAGAUGCCUAUUUGGUACAGUGGAUAGCUGGUUACUUUGGAACAUGACUGGAGGGACCAAAGGUGGAAUUCAUGUUACAGAUAUAACUAAUGCAUCCAGGACAAUGCUAAUGAACCUGAAAACUGGAGAUUGGGAUCCUUUUCUCUGCAAAUUUUUUAAUAUUCCAACAACAGUCCUACCAUCUAUACGAAGCUCUUCAGAAAUUUAUGGGAAAAUGGUUAAUGGACCUCUUGUGGGAACACCUAUAUCAGGGGUUCUCGGAGAUCAACAAGCAGCUCUCGUAGGGCAAAUGUGCUUCAGUAAAGGAGAUGCAAAAAACACAUAUGGAACUGGCUGUUUCUUACUUUAUAAUACAGGACUUGAGCCUAUCCUGUCAGAAAAUGGCCUGUUAACCACAGUAGCCUACAAACUUGGACCAGAUCAGCCAACUAUAUAUGCAUUAGAGGGCUCAGUAGCCAUUGCAGGUGCAGCUAUCAAGUGGCUUAGAGAUAAUCUUAACUUGAUUAAGGAUUCUUCUGAAAUUGAAUCCUUAUCUAAAAGUGUUGAUAGUUCUGCUGGAGUGUAUUUUGUACCAGCAUUCUCUGGUCUUUAUGCUCCAUAUUGGCAGAUGGAUGCUAGAGGUAUAAUCGUAGGUCUUACUCAGUUCACCAACAAAGCACAUGUAGCCAGGGCGACCCUAGAGGCAGUGUGUUUCCAAUCUAGAGAGCUAUUAGAUGCAAUGAAUGAAGACUGUGGGAUACCAUUGGCAAGUCUCUUGGUUGAUGGUGGUAUGACGGUCAAUAAUCUACUCAUGCAGUUACAAGCUGAUAUUCUGGGUAUUAGUGUAGAGCGCCCCACUAUGCCAGAGACAACAGCUCUAGGUGCUGCAAUGGCUGCUGGUGCUGCUAAAGGAAUCGAGGUGUGGCCAUUAAACCCUGAAGAUAAAUCCCAGAUCAAUACUGAUGUGUUUAAUCCAUCAAUGGAUGCCAAAGAACGAGAACGUCAUUAUGCAAAAUGGAAAAAGGCAGUAAAGAGAUGCAUGAAAUGGGAAGUGGAUGAACAAACAGAGAGUGAAGGCACCGAUUAAAGAUCUCGAUAGUCUGUUUUUGUUAUCAAGAUGAAACAAGAACAAGUAGUACUCUAGGUCCAUCGUUAUUUCUGUGCGGAAGUGUAGCCAUAUUAUUAUUAGCAGCUAAAUUAGGAUAACAAUAACGAUAAAUUAUCAGCGAUAAUUCAAUUACCUGCAUGGAGAAUUCUUCAAGAUUUGUUUUUCCCCGCAGUUCUUGGUCUCGGUAAUUAUUCCAAAUAAAUUUGUCAGCCAUGUUGGAUCGACUUCCUAUCCUCCAACAUGGCUAAGAUUAUGUCAAAUUCACUGACAGGCAAAAGCUUUCUCGAUAUAGAAUUUAAAAACGAUUUGAUUAGUCACCAGCAGGAUAGGAUAUUUUAUACUUAAAAAUAUGAGAAAAUCAAGUUCAGUUAGUCAAUCGGCCAUGUUUCUCAUAAGACUGAAAUCUUUAGUUUUUUGCCCCAUAAAACUCGUUUUGAAACGCUUCAAUAAGACUGAGGCAAGUAGGGCAAAACUGUACUGACAGAUAGCGGAUCGAGAAGAAUUCUUUAUUCCCAGGAAACCAGAAUUUUAAUUUUUUUGAAAUAAUUUUGGAUUAUUUAUCAUGUUUUUGUACAAUUCAACCACAUUCAUAAGGAUUUUAUUUUAAUAGAUUAAUUUAAAAUUUAACAAUAUAAUUAUAAUAUCUGGGUUUAUAUUUGGGUGGAUAUGGAAUAAACGUUAUGUAAUCGAGCCGUAAUAAAAUGUCAUUACAUAACAUCGACAACAA